AUAGGUGGACCCAAGAUGACAUUCGAGCGAUUGUUGAUCUUGAUGCCGCUGCUGCUAUCGCUACUGGCUAACUGCGGCCCGUCGGCCCUGCCGCCACCGUCCCCGCCAUCGCCAUCACCCACUCCAUCAGCCAGAUCCGCCCAAUCGCUGGCCAUGCUACGUGCUCGAGAUCAAUGCUUCCGCAGCGAGCGGAUCAGCCCGAACCAGCGCCUGGCCCUGGACAGACAGCAGUAUAGCAAUGUGCCCUAUGUGCAUCGCUAUGUCUAUUGCUUCUGGACGCGCCUACAGCUGUGGCACGAUGGCACCGGCUUCGAUCCGAUGCGCAUUGUCGAGAGCUUUGGCGGCCCGCGGCGUCUGAAUCUGGAGCAAACCGUGCCGGCCAUCAAUGGCUGCAAUGCGCAUGCUCGUCGCUCGGCCAGAACGGCGCUGGACUGGUGCUACGGCGCCUUUGUCUGUGUGCUGCGCACCACGGUCGGCGAUUGGUAUCGCCACCACAUGCAGGACGUCAUCAAUGGCAACGCCUAGACUGGCGAUAAGGGGCGCAAUAAUUAGGUGAUUGGGACUACAUACAUACAGACA
Messenger RNA from Drosophila navojoa, 579 nucleotides. It is a transcript of the gene Obp8a, whose product is annotated as Odorant-binding protein 8a. The record is from RefSeq and is a predicted model, not a curated record. Gene Ontology annotation, molecular function: odorant binding. NCBI's taxonomy places the organism in Eukaryota, Metazoa, Arthropoda, Insecta, Diptera, Drosophilidae.